CCACACUUGUUCAAACGCCUCAUAGUUUUUUGCACUCGCCUCGUCUCUUCGAGCCACAACCACACCAGCCACGAUCCAAGCCUCCACGACUUUCUUAAUUCAACGUCACUACAUACCGCGUUCAACGCACAAUUAAAGCGCUCCGCAACAACAAACCAAAAAAUGAGUUACCCUCAGCAACAGAUGAACUAUGGACCUCCCCAGCCUGGAUAUGGACCUCCUCCUCAGCAACCUAUGUACUACCAACAAGCGCCGCCACCACCUCCACCAGAGGAGAAGAAGGACAGGGGUUGUCUGACUGCUUGUUUGGCCACACUCUGCUGCUGCUGGCUCUGCGGUGAAACCUGCGAAUGCUGUCUCGACUGCCUCGAUUGCUGCGACUGCUGCUAGUCCCCCUUCCCUUCCUCAACUCUCCAUUGGCCCAUUGGUCCUGAGGUGCCCCCCGCCUGUUCCGCACAAGAGUUUCAAUACGAUUCUCCACCUGAUUUUUACUCGAUGCGCAUGCGAUAGGAUGGGAUUUUGCAUAUACUGGGAUGAAAGGAAGGGGGAAAGGAUGGGAUGGGAUGCGCGUUGGUUGAAGGAGGCGCGUGAGCGUGUGUGUGUGUGAUAUGGUAUUUGUAUGAGAUAUGAAGGGGCUGGAGGGAAAGAGAUGGAUGAAUGGGUGGAUUGGAGUUUUUUUUCCCCUUAGCAGACAAGUGUGUGCUAUGGCUGCUGCGCUUUCUUUCACUGCGCAUUUUUGUGUUUACCCCACGCGAAUAGAUUGGCAAUGAAUUGGAUAAUGGACUUGA
Molecule: messenger RNA, 788 nt
Organism: Bipolaris maydis ATCC 48331
Lineage: Eukaryota; Fungi; Ascomycota; Dothideomycetes; Pleosporales; Pleosporaceae
Source: RefSeq, a predicted model, not a curated record